AUGUGGGGAGCUCCCCGACAAAACAUCCAGCGCAUCCUCUCCUCUCUCGGGGGCGAUGUGGCUAUAAAUUCACCACAUUGUCAUCGGCUUGCUGUUCCUACAGCAAUGGAAAGCUUUGAUGAUGUGCCCCUCGCCGGGCCAGUGUCUCACGAUCCGGUGUUCGAGCACCUCUCUAUCCCCCAGGCUGAACCGACCAAUUCGACGUCAGACACGGGCGCAAACCCAGAACCGUCGAAUGCAUCCUUAUCAAACCACCCAGCAAGAUCCGGAACGCCAUCGCAGCUGGAAACCCCGAAUGAUAAUGGACUGGCCAGUGACCCGUCGAUCGCGUCGGAGUUUCCUCCCUUGUCCUAUAACCCACCAUCUGGAGCUCAGAUCGGGGAUGAGGAAGGUGAUGGGGAGGACGAGGAGCCACGGGUCGCGACUUCAUUUGAGCGGGAGUCGUCACCCACGUCGGCGCAGAAGCACCGGUCGGGGGUGGACAGCGGAGAAGACGAGGCUAUCAAUCGCAUGCACAAAUUCACACUCUACGAGACUGCCACUCGGUUUUAUAUGGUCGGGAUCAACCUCGCUGAGACGCGCUUCCGGAUUUUGAAAAUUGACCGGACGUCCGAGUCGGGCGAGCUGAGCAUCAUCGAGGAUGACAUGGUCUAUACCAAGCGGGAGAUGGUUCAGUUGCUCGACGCCAUUGACGACGGCAACAAGAGCUCCGGUGGCCUGAACCAAAAGUGUAGCGCCCAGGUGGCCAUGCUCGGUGGCCACAAUGUGUAUAAGAUUGACGACACGGAGCUGAUCUCAUUGACAACAUCGGAUUCUUCACGGCUCAAAACAGACAAACACCCAGAAGAAGCCAGAUAUAUUGCCAUUUUGAACAAUCUUGACCUCACCCGGUCUUUUUACUUCAGCCACUCCUACGACCUCACUCGCUCGCUUCAAGAUAAUAUCUGCUGGGAACGCGAAGCUCACCAGGAUGGACUCCCCCAGCGCCUGACACAGGACCACAACACCAUGUUCAUCUGGAACCAUCACCUCCUCAGUCCUGCGGCGGCCACCCUCAAGAAUCCUUACGAGUGGUGUCUUCCCAUCAUCCAUGGCUAUGUGGACCAGUCGAAAAUGAGCGUAUAUGGGCGAUUAGUCUACAUCGCCAUUAUUGCUCGCCGAUCCCGGUUUUUUGCAGGCGCACGAUUUCUCAAGCGCGGUGCGAACGAUUUGGGACAUGUGGCUAACGAUGUGGAAACCGAACAGAUUGUCUCGGAGCAAACAACGACAUCAUUUCACUCCGCCGGUCCAAUCCUCCAUGCCAAUCCUCAUUACACCUCCUAUGUCCAACACCGGGGGAGCAUACCGUUGUACUGGACGCAGGAGAACACAGGGGUGUCGCCGAAGCCGGAUAUUGAGCUGAAUCUAGUGGAUCCGUUCUACUCGGCAGCUGCACUUCAUUUUGACAAUUUGUUUGAGAGAUACGGCGCUCCCAUAUAUGUCCUGAAUCUGGUCAAGUCCCGAGAGCGAACGCCAAGAGAGUCGAAACUGCUUAAGGAAUUCACCAACGCAGUGAACUACUUGAACCAGUUUCUUCCACCGGACAAGAAGCUUAUCUACAAAGCCUGGGAUAUGAGCCGUGCGGCGAAAAGCCGAGACCAGAAUGUCAUUGAGACACUGGAGGGGAUUGCAGGCGAUAUAAUGCCCAAGACCGGGUUUUUCAAGAACGAAUUUGAUGCUGAAUCGGGCCUGCGGCUCCAGAACGGCGUCGCGAGGACCAACUGCAUCGAUUGUCUCGACCGCACAAAUGCGGCGCAGUUCGUCAUUGGCAAGCGAGCCUUGGGCUACCAGCUUCAUGCGCUUGGUGUCAUCGAUGAAACCACAGUUGAGUAUGACACGGAUGCGGUCAAUCUCUUCACGAACAUGUGGCAUGAUCAUGGAGAUACCAUUGCCAUUCAGUACGGCGGAUCCCAUCUGGUCAACACCAUGGCCACCUAUCGCAAGAUCAACCAGUGGAGCAGUCACUCGCGCGAUAUGGUGGAGAGCUUCAAGCGGUACUACAAUAACUCGUUUCUGGAUGCCCAGCGCCAGGAGGCAUACAAUCUGUUCCUUGGCAACUACAUCUUCUCACAGGGUUCCCCAAUGCUAUGGGACCUCUCCACCGACUAUUACCUACACCAUGCCGAUCCCCGAUCCUACUUGGAGCAAAAGCGACCCAACUACAUCUCCUGGUACACGCCAGAACACUUGAAAGAAAGAGAGAUGCCCCCCCUGCCUUCUCGUCCCAAAGAACCGCUGCCGCGCUUCGACGACUACUGGCUGGAAUACUACCGACCGCUUGCUUUAUCCACUCUCUCCAAGAUCUUUUCCUACAAAAUGAACUCAACUCUCCGCUACUUGCCUCCAUUCCGGCCAAGCCAAGAAGCACCCGACCUCAGCCCGUUCGUACCUCGCAUCCCCGCCGACCAGGUGCAGCGCGAUCGUCCACCGCAGCGCAGCGUCAAAAUUCAAGAACCCUCCGACAACCGUCGUCGUUACUCGGGGCCUACGCAGGCACUCCCCGAAUCCGCCCACAUAUGGGCCCACCAGCUUCCCUCGUCGGAGAAGCGAGCACCCUCUAUGGGAAUCAUCAAAGAGCCGGCGUUUGAAUUGUCCCAAGCCUCUCGCGUUCCGCCCAUCCACCCGCCCAGCACCUCCUCCACCCCCAGCAAAGCUCAAAUCGCCCAAUGGACCCUCGGCCAACUGGUCACGGACUCCCUCAAUCCAUCCGUCACCGCUACCGAGGCCGAGGAGUAUGAGCGCUACAUCAACCACCCGCUCAAGGUUCCUCUGGUCGUCACGUCCGAGGAUGAAAUGACUGCUGCCUCGCUCCGUGCGCACGGUCCCAACCUCGAUCUGCUCGAGUAUGCGAAUAAGUGCAAUGUCGAGGAGUCGACUCUCGAAACUAAUGCCGAAGAGAACAUGGCUGAUUAUGCCGAGUUUCUGAAUGUCUCGGAGGAAGGGCUCACUGUUGUCGGUGAGGACUAUGAAAAGAAGAGAUAUAAACGGUAUCGCCAGUGGCUACGAGGCAAGAGUCUUUUCAAGCAGCGGGUCGAUGUGUGA
Penicillium alfredii is the source of this 3081-nucleotide messenger RNA. Its product is annotated as phosphatidylinositol-3,5-bisphosphate 5-phosphatase. Gene Ontology annotation, cellular component: intracellular membrane-bounded organelle. The coding region runs from base 1 to 3081 and encodes 1026 amino acids. Gene Ontology annotation, biological process: phosphatidylinositol dephosphorylation. The transcript is spliced from 2 exons. The record is from RefSeq and is a predicted model, not a curated record. Gene Ontology annotation, molecular function: phosphatidylinositol-3,5-bisphosphate 5-phosphatase activity. NCBI's taxonomy places the organism in Eukaryota, Fungi, Ascomycota, Eurotiomycetes, Eurotiales, Aspergillaceae.